AUGAAUCAUGUAGUGGAUCAGGAGGAGCCGACACCAGCCGCGCACAGUGGAAAAUCCGGAGCACGGCUCCAACAGGGAUGGAAGUCCGAAGCUCUGAACAGCAGUGCCCGACCUGGGAUCUCCCUGGACGCCGGUGGAAUUCAAAAUGGCUCGCAAACGAAUCGGGCACUUUUCUGCGUUGGCCGAUGGGCUCCGCCUGUGGAUCCCGGAACCCGGUUGUCAACGGCGGAGAGAUAG
Messenger RNA from Penicillium lagena, 237 nucleotides. RefSeq lists its product as uncharacterized. Lineage: Eukaryota; Fungi; Ascomycota; Eurotiomycetes; Eurotiales; Aspergillaceae. The record is from RefSeq and is a predicted model, not a curated record. The coding region runs from base 1 to 237 and encodes 78 amino acids. The transcript has a single exon.